GGCGAAAAUUGGUUAUAUAAUAAAAAUUAAUGAAAAUGAUUAUGAGCAGACGUGUGUUUUUCUCCUUUUCUUGCAACUGGAAAGUUUUAACUAAUGAGGAGGUUUGGGAUUCAAAACCCAAUUCUGGCGUCAUUUCUUCUUCUUCUGUUUCUCUUCAUCUCCAACUGUUUUGCUUCGAGUCAAAACGACGACGUUGAUGAAAGCUCCGGGUUCGAGCAUGAACGGGUUAGGAUCCGGGUCGGGUUGGUUUUGGAUUUGGGUUCCGUGGAGGGGAAGAUGGUGGGAAGCUCUGUUUCCAUGGCGCUUUCCGAUUUCUACGCCAUUAACAGUGAUUACAGAACACGAAUCUCUCUCUCACUCAGAAACUCCCACGGAGAGCCUCUCCUUGCUCUCGCUUCUGCUGUAGAUCUGCUGCAAACUGUAGGAGUCGAAGCGAUUAUUGGCGGGAAUUCGUUGCUGGAAACGAAGCUUUUGGCGGAGAUUGGGGAGAAAGCCAGUGUUCCUGUGAUUUCACUUAACUCUCCGAUUUCAUCGUCAUUGAGCAAAUACAGCCACUUGAUCCAAGCGACACAUGAUUCCUCCUCCGAGGCAAAGGGAAUCACAGCUUUCAUCCAUGAGUUUGAUUGGAACAGUGUUGCUCUAAUCUACGAGGAUGACGAUGACUGGAGAGAGAGUAUGCAACUCAUGGUUGACCAUUUCCAUGAAAACGGCGUUCGAAUACAGUCCAAAGUUGGUUUUACAGUCUCUUCAAACGAGGAAUUGAUGACGGAUCGCUUACGAAAUUUGAAGGACUCGGGGACGACUGUCUUUGUGGUGCACUUGUCUGAGCUUAUUGCAACUCGUCUCUUCCCAUGUGCUGAGAAAUUAGGGAUGAUGGGUGAAGGGUUUGCUUGGAUCCUCACUGCCAAAACCAUGAACAGUUUCCAUGAGAAGACUGACGAUUUUUCCAAAGAGGCGAUGGAAGGUGUGGUUGGUUUCAAGUCUUACGUUCCAAUGUCUAAAGAGCUUCACAAUUUCACUUGGAGAUGGAGAAAGUCACCGUUUUUUGAAGAAAUUGUUGGGUCUGAGAUGAUAACUCGUUUGAGCAUCUCUAGCGUAUGGGCUCACGAUGUAGCCUGGGCACUUGCGAGAGCAGCGGAAGUCGCAAUGAUGUCGAAUGUAUCAUCAACUCUCCUUGAGGCAAUCACAGAGACUAGGUUCAAGGGUUUGAGUGGUGACUUUGAGUUAGACGAUAACAAGUUCUUGUCAGACAAGUUUGAGAUUGUGAAUUUGAUAGGAUCAGGUGAGAGAAGGGUAGGAUUCUGGAGUUCUAACGGUAGUUUCAGCAACAGAAGACAUUUGGCUUCUUCUACUCAUAACAAGCUAGAGACCAUAAUCUGGCCCGGUGGGUCUGCCCAAAGCCCGAAAGGGCGCAGUAUAGGAGAAAGCAAUAGAAAAAAGCUGAGAGUUUUGGUAACAUCUAGCAACAGAUUCCCAAGAUUGAUGAAUGUGACGACUGAUCAGGUAACAAAUGAUAUAACUGUCGAAGGUUUCUGUAUAGAAGUCUUUAGAGAUUCCAUGAGACCUUUCAACUAUGAACUGGAGUUCAUACCUUGGCGCAAUGGAAGUAACUACGACAAUCUUGCAUAUGCACUCUAUAGCCAGAAGGACAAAUAUGAUGCGGCGGUGGGAGAUAUUACAAUCACUCACAACAGAUCGAUGUAUGUUGAUUUUACGAUGCCGUUCACCGAAAUGGGUCUUGGAAUCGUAGCGCCAAAGGAGAGAAGCAUGUGGGUGUUCUUCCAGCCUCUAACACCGGACCUUUGGAUGACAAGUGCAGCUUUCUUUGUCUUGACGGGCAUUAUAGUUUGGUUGAUAGAAAGAUCUGAGAACCCUGAGUUCCAGGGAUCUUGGUCUAAACAGAUUGGAGUUGUGCUUUGGUUUGGCUUCUCCACCCUCGUUUAUGCGCACAGGGAGAGGCUAAAACACAACUUGUCAAGAUUUGUAGUUACAGUUUGGGUGUUUGCAGUGCUCAUAUUGACUGCAAGUUACACUGCAACGUUGACAUCAAUGAUGACGGUGCAACAGAUACGGUUCAACUCAAAUGAAGACUUCGUGGGUCACCUUUCGGGUUCCCUCAUAGCAAAUGUGGCACUCACUAGUUCCAGCCUCCGAGCAUUGAGAUCCACGGGUCUCAAUAGUGCUCAAGAUUAUGCUCAAGCCUUGUUGAACAAAUCUGUAUCAUUUGUUGUCGAUGAGAUGCCAUACCUCAAGGUCCUCCUUGGCGAGAAUCCUGCACAGUUUCUCAUGGUCAAGACACAGUGUACCACCAAUGGUUUCGGCUUUAUGUUUCAAAAGGGAUCCGAGUUGGUGCCUAAUAUAUCCAGGGAGAUCUCCAAGUUAAGGACGAGCGAGAGGCUAAGCGAGAUGGAGAAAAGAUGGUUCGAGAACCAGCUUCCAUACACAACAGAUGAUACAUCAAAUCCUAUAACUCUUUACAGAUUCCGCGGUUUGUUUAUGAUCACGGGAGUUUCAUUCGCUUUCGCUUUUUCUGUACUCCUCAUUCUCUGGCUCCGAGACAAAUGGGAAGAUCUUGUGAAUUCGGUGAACAUAUUCCUCUCACGACGACUUGUACAUUGGAGGAUCCUCUUCGCAAGAACUAUCCAUCCCAGUCCCCUCGAUGACCCCAUUGGCGACAAUGCGGUUCAGAUGGCUCAACGUAACUGACAAUAGGAACUGAUUCACAGAUAGCAAAAGGGUACGUUACCAUUCCUAGCAUCUCUAAUAAAAGUGAAGUGGAUGCUCCUGUUCUUGUGCCUGAAGUCUAUAGCUUACACGAUUGUUGUGGUGUGGUUCGUCUCUGAUUCUUGACCCAAACAGGCUUAAGCGUGAAAAAUACAAAGGAUGUUUUUGCUUGUAAAUUGUGUAGAUGUAAUCUAUUUCACACUCUGAUUAUUAACCUGUCUAAAUUGUGUAGUGUCUUCCAUAUAUUUUUGUUCUCCGAUGAAUAAAACUAGGCUUUAUUUUGGGUUGGGCUUAAAAAAUCAAAGAGCCCAUAAGCAUUUUUAUGAAGAGAAGAAAAGAGAACAAACAAA
Thlaspi arvense is the source of this 3074-nucleotide messenger RNA. Lineage: Eukaryota; Viridiplantae; Streptophyta; Magnoliopsida; Brassicales; Brassicaceae. The record is from the annotation of a GenBank genome assembly.